AUGGAUUCCCUCUCAGAUGCUUUUGGGAAGGUAAAGAUCGAGGGCCCGCCACCCGAACCCGAUACAAGUGAGAAUCAAGAGGACGAGGACAUCCUGAAGGAGGAGUCCAUUCCUCCAACGCCCUUUCGCUUCCUCGAUCUUCCUUCCGAGAUUCGUCUGCGCAUAUAUGACCUGGUUCUAUUCACACCUUAUCGUUUGAAACCGCGGCGAGCCAAUGGAAGUGUAGGCGCCUCAGCAAAGAAUCCUCCCAUCGCUCCCUUUCGGGUCCGUGUCGCUCUGUUCCUCGUGUGCCGGCGUAUCCACGAUGAGGCUACGGAUUAUUUCUACUCUGCGCUGACUUUCCGCCUGUUCCCAAUUCAGGAUUGGUCCCGCACGCCAACUGUCAGAGCUUUGCCAGCAAGACACAAGGCGUCCGUGAGGACAAUCGAGCUGAUUCUGGGCUCCAGUUGGACCUCGCCUCCUCGGGAGUGGGUGGUGAACAAUCGGUUGGGGCUGGAAAAGAUGGUGUGCGUUCGAACGUUGAAGGUGUUCCUUGAAUGCGAUCCAUCGCAUCCUGUUUUUGAAGGCUUUCGCAUAUCUCCAGGCUUCUACACCGAUUUUGCGGGCAAGAUCCUCAAGCAGGUUCUGGAGAGAUUGCCCCAUGUGAUACAAGUGGAAUUUGAUGGUUACCCAUCUGUCUCCAAAAGCGGAAGCCUAAUGAAGCGCCUGGUACAUGAGGCGAGGGCAGCUCAGAAAAAGAUUCUCUGGGGACCCGAGCGAGGAUGGACAGACUGGGAUAGUGAGGGUGAACAAAAACCGAAUCAAGUGGAAUUUGAAGAAGCCGACUGCCAGAAUUCAGUGCAAUAA
This is a messenger RNA of Aspergillus fischeri NRRL 181, 846 nucleotides long. RefSeq lists its product as uncharacterized. Lineage: Eukaryota; Fungi; Ascomycota; Eurotiomycetes; Eurotiales; Aspergillaceae. The transcript has a single exon. Bases 1 to 846 code for a protein of 281 amino acids. The record is from RefSeq and is a predicted model, not a curated record.